Messenger RNA from Parus major (Great Tit), 5913 nucleotides. It is a transcript of the gene CSRNP2, whose product is annotated as cysteine and serine rich nuclear protein 2. Gene Ontology annotation, biological process: regulation of transcription by RNA polymerase II. Bases 2944 to 4380 code for a protein of 478 amino acids. Gene Ontology annotation, molecular function: DNA-binding transcription factor activity, RNA polymerase II-specific; sequence-specific DNA binding. Gene Ontology annotation, cellular component: nucleus. The transcript has 4 exons. Lineage: Eukaryota; Metazoa; Chordata; Aves; Passeriformes; Paridae. The record is from RefSeq and is a predicted model, not a curated record.
UGGGGGCACCUCUCUGGGGGGAGGGGAGCACCUGGGCCCUGGGAAGGGCUCCUGCUGCCCCACCCUCACCUGUCCUGGGCUCCUCUCUGCAUCCAGGUGUUCUGUGAUCUGUUCCACCUUCAUCCCUUGAUUCCAGCCCCAGGGAUUUUUGUGGAAUCACCUUUUCCAUCCCCCCUGCCCCCACCUGACCCUCUCCAGGUACUUGGGAAACACCUUUGGGGGGGAGCCUGUCCCCCCUUCCCAGGGCCCCUUCACCUCCUGGGCCUCUGGAUCCAGGUGUUCCAUGGAUCCACCUUUAUCUCCCAGUUCCAGUGAUGGACACAGGGCCCAAGGAGAUUUUUUUGUCACCUCUCUGUCCCCCAGCACCUGCCCACCCUGGGAGGGGCACCUGUCCCUCCUUCCCAGCCUCUUCAAGCCAGGAGCUUUUCCAGAUCAGCUCCUGUGCUUCCAGGAUUCCCAAACUCUCCUGAUCCCUCCCCUACUCCAAAAGUGAUUCCAGAACAUGGGAAAAAAAAUUAUAUUAUUAGUUGAACUCCUUUUGGUGAGAUUUAAUCCUUGAAAUUCCCAUGGCCCCUCCCUCAGCAUUUGGAACUAUUUUUCCUUCCUCAUCUCAAAUGGACAGGUGCUCCUUGGGAUGCUGGUUGCAGAAAUGCUGGGAGCUCUAUGGGAGCUGUAUCCUAGAUUGCCCUGAGGAACCCAAAUUUUCCACCUUUCAUCCUAAAAACCCAGAGUUGAGUGUUGGGAAUGUCAGCAAUGACUCAAAUCCCUGGGAAAUCCAUGGACCUUUCAGCUGCUGAGCUGAAUCCUUGGGGAAAACAUUGGAAAACGUGCCCAAUUCCUUAAGGAUCCAGACUCCUAAAAUAUUCCUGGUGAACAUCCCCAAAUCCCAUUUUUAUUUUGCUAAUUCCUGCCCUGGCACAACACCUGGAAUCAUUGGUGUUCUCAGACUCUUUCUGGGUGGGUUCCACCAGAUCUGCUCAUGGAUCAUUCCCAUUCCCCUCUUAUCCUGGAGUAUCCUGAAUCCCUGCUUUUGACACUUCUGAUGCCUCAAAACCAUCAAGAGAAUCCAUUUUUGGCUCUCAAUUUUCAUGGGAAACACAUUACCUUCAACAAAAAAAAAAAAAAUUGGUGCUGGAAUCUAGGGAGUGCAAGCAGGAAUUCUUGAGAAUCUUCUAAUUCCUUGAGCCCUUGAUCUAGGUUGGGAUUUUGGGAGCUAUCCCAGAAUCCACAGGAUGCUCAGAGGAUUGGAAAAUUGGGAAAUCAUUCCUAAUUUCUUGGAAUAGCUGGAAAUAAAAGGGUUCAUCAUUGCAGGGUUUGGUGCUCACCUUGAGCAGGUGUGGGAUGGACAAUUCCUGGUGGUUCCACAUGGUCCCAGCUUUCCCACCCUGCUCAGAUCACCUUUCAGCCAGGAGCUUUUCCAGAUCAGCUCCUGUGCUUCCAGCAAUCCCAAACUCUCCUGGUCCCUUCCCUACUCCUAAAGUCAUUCUGGAACAUUGGAAUAAAAUUUAUAGUUAUUCCUUUUGGUGAGGUUUAAUCCUUGAAACAAUGGGAAUUCCCCAAUUCCCGUGGCUCCUCCCUCAGCAUUUGAACCCAUUUUUUCUUCCUCAUCUCAAAUUCUUUCCAAUUAAAAAAUGGGGGAAAAUGGAAACCUGAUAUUUUCAUUUAUUUGUGGGUUUGGGGUUUUUUCCUUCAUUCUGACUCUUCCAGGAGUUUCUUUAUGCCACAGAAAGGAUAAUUUGGAAUAAUUUGGGCUUUCAUGUGAGGAAUAGGAAUCAUCCUGACAGAUCCAUCAGGGAAGAAUCUUUGUGCAGAUGAUGGGAUCCAUCUCUGAUUUUCCAUGGAAAUGUGGUUUUAGGGAAUAAUUUGAGGAUUUUUGGCAGUUUCAGGGAGCUGGAGAGUUGGGAUGGGUUUUCCACCUCCACUCCUCCUGGGAUUGGGAUUGAUCAGUUCCUUCCUUCCUGCUUUUUCCCCCUCUACCACCAGGAUUUCCCACUUUCCCUCGCAAAGAAACCACCCCAAAAACCUGGAUUUCACCUCAAACCGGUGCAUGGGUUGGGAAUUCCCAUCCUGCUUUUUGGGACCCCAACAUUCCCUUCUGGAGGGGACGGGGGAAGGAUCCCUGGGCUGGAUCCAGAUCUGUCAGUUCCUCCUGCUCUGGCAAAUCCCACCCAAAACCCAACCCCCCAAAGGGCUGCAGAACAUCCUGGGGCUGCUCCCAGAUUCAUCCUGGAAGAUUCCCAGCAGGAAUCAGGUCCAAAAAUUCCCUUUGCCCAACCUGGAGCUGGAAAUUUUCCCCAAAUAUCACCGUGGGUUUUUUGGGGUUUUUUGAGUUUUUUGGGAUUAAGGGGUGUGAGGGAGGAAAAUCCCAGGGAGGCUCAGUCCCAAUCUGCCAUUUCUGAUGGAUUGGGAAUUCUUGGAGCAUCUGGUGGUUUUUCUGAACUUUAGGGAAUUUUGGGGAGGAUCAGGAUAUUCCAGGGUGAAUCUGGCACUGCCUGUCCAAAUAAAAAACCAAAACCCAACAAAAAAAAAUUAAAAAAAAAGCACUUUUCCUUUGGUUUUGGGUGAAUUCCAUCCCAAAUGGAAAAGCUGGGAUAGAGGAAGCUGGAGCAAAGUGUAAAUGUUUGUGUGGAUGUCCGGGGAUGAUGGGCUGGCACGGGGAUCUCCCAUUGGGAUCAGGAUUUAUCAGGGAUGGGGAGGGCAAGAUUCUUGGAAAAUCCAGAGAAUCUUCUCCUGGCGAUCCCGUGGAGCCAUGACUCAUGAAAUACAAACACCCAGCUCCGGGAUGGGCUGGCACCAACGAGUUCUGUUGGAUUGGGGAUUUAGCCGGGAGAAAAGCCUGGGAAGGCCGUGCUGGUGAUCCACAGGGAUCCCGAAUGUCUCGGUGCUCUCCGCAGGGUGGUCCCGUCCCGUCCCUGCUGGGCUCUCCAUGCGAGCCGAGCCCCGAUGGCCGCGCUCCCGAGCGCCGGGAUCAAGCGCAAGCCGGAGGAUUCGGGACUGGGAUCGGGAUCAGGAUCGGGAUUGGGAUCGGCCGCAUCCAGCGGCGCCACCUCGGACGAUGAGAUCGCCACGAGCGACAGCGGCGACAGCUGCGACAGCGGCAGCUCCGGCAGCACCGGGCCCCCGUCCAUCCUGCGGCGCUCGCGGGCGCGCCGGGGCGGGAAGCGCGUGCGCUUCGCUCAGGUCACCGUUUACUACUUCGCCCGGCGCCAGGGCUUCACCUGCGUGCCCAGCGCCGGCGGCAGCUCCCUGGGCAUGGCCCCGCGGCACCACCGCGCCCGCAGGUACAGCCUCAGCCAGUUCGCUCACCUGCGCCAGGUGAGCCACCGGCAGCACCUGCGGCAGCACCUCCGCAGGGAGAAACUGCGCGCCAGGAGGAGAGAGCUGACCCAGAACGGGACGGUGCCGUCGGCCGAGGCCGCGGGGCUGACCUUGGCCGACGUGUCCGACGACGACCUGGACGUGGGGCAGGUGGAGGUGGGCGAUUAUUUCUACCUGCAGCCACUGCCCACCAAGCGGCGCCGGGCGCUGCUCCGCGCCUCGGGCGUGCGCAGGAUCGAUGCCGAGGAGCGGCAGGAGCUGCGGGCGCUGCGCCUGUCCCGAGAGCAGUGCGGCUGCCUCUGCCGCCUCACCUGCGAGCCACGCACCUGCGCCUGCAGCCAGGCCGGCAUCCAGUGCCAGGUGGAUCGCACGUCGUUCCCGUGCGGCUGCUCCCGGGAUGGCUGCGGGAACGUGGCCGGGCGGAUCGAGUUCAACCCCCUGCGCGUCCGCACCCACUUCCUGCACACCCUGAUGAAGCUGGAGCUGGAGAACCGGCGGGAGGAGGAGGAAGAGGAGGGAGCAGCCGCCCUCCCCGGCCCCACCUGGCCGCCCCCACAGCCCCCCGAGACUCAGGACUUCCAGGAAUACCUGGCGGAGAACGAGCGGGCGGUGCUGCACCUGCAGACGGCCGAGGAGCUGGAGAGGCUGAAGGCUGAGGAAGACUCUGGAAGCGGCUCUGGGGGAGAGGGGGGUGGGGUCUGUGUCCUGGGGGAGCACCUGGAUGACACCUGGCAGGUGAAACCACCCCCGUGCCCCGGGCUCACCUCCACCAUCCUCAUCCCAGCCCAGUUCCCGCUGGAAUCUUCUGUCCUGUGCUACCCUGCCGGGCAGCCGGCCCCGGGGGGCUCCCAGCCUUACCUGCCCGAUGCACCUGGGCUCUACUGCCAGCUGGAGCCACGGGCGGGUGCCAAGGGUGGGAGUGGCCACGUGGAGCAUCCAGCUCCAGCCUCCAGCCCCCCUGGGAAGGAGCUGGGGGUCCCACCUGUCCCUGCUGCUGUGAGCAAGGGAGGAGCACCCCAAAAUCUCCCAGAGCACCUGGAGCACCCCCACCUGCCCAUAUGAGUGGCCUCAGGCCCUCUGGCUCCAUUAUUUAUUCCAUGGAUUGAUUAUUUAGUUGGUGGGGGCUGCUCUGGACAGAGGAUUUGCCUGGCCCAGGGCCAGGAGUCCUUCACUCACCUGACAGAGGUCACCUGUGCCAGGACUCACCUGAGCUGGAGCCUCCUGGAUCCCAUGGCAGCUCUGUCCCCCCCAGCUGCCUCCACUUUCCUUGUUUUUAAGGGAAAAAGCCUUUUUUCCCUAACUCCUGUCUGUUUAAUGAAUGUUUCACCUGGGCCACAUCCCAUCCCACCUCAUCCAGGUGAUGCUCCCUCUCACCUGCAGCUGGGAUGGAUUGGGAAGCACCUGGAACUGCCACAGGAGACCCAGGACUGGAAUCCCCAAACUCACCUGGAAAAUUCUGGGGAGUUGAACCAACUUCACCUCCUUGUUGGCCUGGAAUUGAUCACCUGUACCUGUCAGAACCUUCUGGAAUGUUCCUUCACUUGCUGGGAGAUCCUUCCAGCAGCUGUUGAGGAGCUGCCCUUGCAAGGACCAGGAUUUGGGAAUGUGAGGCUGCUGGAAUGUCCCUGUCCCUACCUGUGAUCCUGGCCCAUUCCUGGUGGGCUCUGUGCAUCCAGGUGGUCCUGGACCGAUCCCUGCAGGUGUGCACAGGUGUCCCAUGGAUGCAAUGUCACCUGGCCCUGCCCUACCUGAUCCCUGAGCUCUCAGUUGGCUCCUUGCCCAUCCCAGGUGAGCUCCAUCCAUCCAUCCAGGUGAGCCCCACCUGGCUGUGUUUCCCAAAGAACCUGUCCUGCCACUGCAGCACUCAGGAUCCAACGCGAUGGCAGCAGGAUCAGAGCCCUGCAGGUGUGCACAGGUGUCCAGCUCCUGCUAUGCCAUGGAUGUACCGUUCCUGGUGAGCCCAACUUCAGUGAGAAGCAGCACCUGGAACUCCCUGUGCUGCUCCUCAGGUGCUUCCUGCUCACCUGUGCUCCUUCUGGCUCCGGGCAUCUCCACUGGCAUCAAACUGGUCAGACUGGGAUGGAUUCAGGUUCUGCUGGUCUGGAGUCUCCUGGAGAAUUCACCUGGUCCUUCCAGCCUUUCCUUGGACUGGGAUUCGUGGAAAACCCACCUGUGCUCCGGACCUUCCUGAGGCUCUGGGAUCUGUCUUGGGGUGAAACUUCUCAUUUCUGGGGCUUUUCCCUCUUUUUUGGCUCCAGCCAGGUGAAAUCAACCUGGGCCAGGAGCAAUUCCAGCCUGGGAGGAGGCAGGAGUGGUGGAAAAUCAGGAUGUGGGGUGGGGCUGCUGCUCCCCAGCCCAGGUCGGGUCUGUGCCCUUGGGAUUUGCUCACCUGGAUGCUCUUGGAUUUUGGGAUCUGCUCACCUGCUUGGGCCUGUGCCCCAAAUCCUGCAUUCUGCUCACCUGGACCCUACAGAGAUUGUGGGAUCUGCUCUGGAUCUGCUCACCUGGACACUCCCAGACCCUGGAUCUGCUCACCUGGACACUCCCAGACCCUGGAUCUGCUCACCUGGGCACUCCCAGACCCUGGAUCUGCUC